This is a messenger RNA of Arachis ipaensis, 1158 nucleotides long. NCBI's taxonomy places the organism in Eukaryota, Viridiplantae, Streptophyta, Magnoliopsida, Fabales, Fabaceae. The record is from RefSeq and is a predicted model, not a curated record.
AUGCGCUCGCUGGAUUUGGAGGCCAUGCAUACACCGAAAUUUCCUAAGUAUAUGAAUGCAGAUAAACCAGUGACCCAGUCAUUUGACCUGGUUGAUGACCGGUUCGGUUCUGAUAACUCUGAGCACAUAAUUUCUGGUGUGAAUGUAGCAGAGCUUCCUGUUGUAGCGGACGGUGAAUUUAUCGUGGGGAUGGAAUUCAGUUCUAGGGAGGCAGUGAUUAAGGCGAUGAAAGAUUAUACAAUCCGUCGAGGCGUGGAUUAUAGGGUGUACAAGUCGGAGCCAACAACAUUCUAUGCUAAAUAUACACAGUACGGUGCUGGUUGUGACUGGCUGAUCAGGGUGAGUAAAAUGUCCAAAAAGUACUGUUGGGAGAUAAGAAGGUACAAUGGUAGUCACACGUGUACUCGAGCAACCAUUUCUCAAGAUCAUUCCGAAUUGGGUUCCGACACAAUUGCAGAAGCAAUUAAGCCGUUGGUAGAAGUUGACCCAUCUAUAAAGGUAAAAUCAGUCAUUGCGGAGGUACAGUCGAAGUUUAAUUACACCGUAAGUUAUUGCAAAGCCUGGUUAGCAAAGCAGAAGGCAGUGGAGUCAAUUUUCGGCGGGUGGGAAGCUUCGUAUGAAGCUUUGCCCAUAUGGUUUGAGGCCAUGUGUCACAAAGAGCCAUCAGCGGUCGCUAACUUUGAAACAAUGCCUGCGUACCAGGGUGAUGACUUGGUUCCUGACAUCCGUGUCUUACAUCGAGUCUUCUGGAGUUAUUACCCUUGUAUUAGAGCAUUCCGACAUUGCAAGCCAAUAGUGCAGGUAGACGGAACUCAUUUGUAUGAAAAAUAUAAAGGUUUUCUGUUGGUGGCAGUUUCUCAGGACGGCAACAACAAUAUUGUGCCCAUUGCAUUUGUGAUAGUGGAGGGAGAGACAUCUGACGAGUGGCACUUUUUUCUCAGUAACUUGCGACAGCAUGUGGUGACGCGUGACGGUGUGGGCCUUAUAUCUGAUAGACAUGAAUCCAUCAACUCAGCUAUUGUUCGGAGUAACGGAGCCUGGUCUCCUCCUAGGGCUUUCCACAUAUUUUGUAUCCGGCAUAUAGAGUCGAACUUCUUGAGAAAGUUCAAGGCUCCGUACUUGCAGAAGCUUAUCGUCAACAUAGAUAAAUUUGAAUAA